UACAAUCCAAAUCUGGUGGUUUUUACUUUUGUGGCUAAUGACACUAGAUAUUUAGUUCAACAUUUUCUAAUGAAAUUCUUCAGUGUUCGAUAGUCAGGUUCCCCUCAGUAACAUAGUGAUUAAGUAGUCAGUUUCUCCCCAGCAACUUGUUCACCAAUUGGUCAAGCUAUUAUCAGGAGCUUGGUAACCAACCUGGUAAAGCUUUAUCUCUCACCUUAGUAACUAAUUGGUCAAGCAAUUCCCAGUAGAUUGAUAACAAAUUGGUCACCAACAAUGUAGCCAACUUUGUCACACUAUGUUUAGCUGCUUGGUAACCAGCAUCUUUUAAGGGCAGCUUGCUAACCAACUUAUCAAGCUAUUUUUGGCAGCUUGCUAACCCACUGGUCAAGCUGUCCUUAACAGUUCAGUAACCAACAUAGCUUUUAAGGGCAGCUUGGUAAUCAACUUGGUCAAGCUAUCCUGGGAAGCUUGGUAACCAACUUGGUCUAGUUCUGCCCAAAAGUCCUGUAACAAAUUUGGUAAUCUUUAUGAAGCUAUUCCCAGGAUUGUAGUAACCAACUAAUAAUAAAAUGGUCUCAGUAUUAUGGUCAUCAUUUAACGUUCACUUUCCAUGCUGGCAUGGGUUGGACGGUUUGACAUGGAGCUGGCUGGCAGGUAGCUGUCUGUUUCCACAGCUGGAUGACCUUUCUAAUGCCAAUCACUUAACAGAGUGUGCUGGGUGCUUUCUGCAUACCACUGGCACAGGUGCAUUUACACGGCGCCAGCAUGGGUGUGUUAGUGUAGCAUCAGCAUGGGUACCAGCCUGAAAGGACAAGCCUGUACAUGUGGAAAACAGCGAUUUUACUUAGCUUGACAUGUCUUAUUAAGUACAGCAAAUCACCACAUCUCCUGGUUCUUUGUCAUUUCCUCAGUGACUCCGAGUGACCGAAGAUCCUUUCUCACCACUUCAUCCCACCCUUUCCUGGGUCUCACGUGAGACGGACAGAAUUUGAUGAGACAGAUUUUCUAUGGUGUUUCCUGUUUCUGAGCAAGUUAAUAAUAUUUCCCAUGUCCAGACAUAUUAUUCUACAGAAGGCUGAAAAUGAACAUGUAUGAUGGUGAUGCUCAUUUACAACCCACACACAUAUAUGAAAAUAUUAGGUAAUGAAAAGGAGAUGAUGGAGUUACCAGCCAAACGGCCAAAAGUAGAUCUUCAAUGUCUACCAACAAGAGCUUACCUUGACCAAACUGUUGUCCCUAUUCUACUUCAAGGAAUGUCAGCAUUAGCAAAAGAAAGGCCUCCUAAUCCAAUUGAAUAUCUUGCUUCGUAUUUACUGAAGAACAAGAACCAGUAUGAGAAUUAAUGUUUUUUCUGGUGCCGUUACUUGACUUUAUAAUUUGUACAUAGCUGUGUAUAUCUUACUCUUCAUACAAGUGUAUUUAAAUAAACCAUGCCAAAUGUCA
This is a messenger RNA of Octopus bimaculoides (California two-spot octopus), 1443 nucleotides long. Its product is annotated as protein dpy-30 homolog. The record is from RefSeq and is a predicted model, not a curated record. Lineage: Eukaryota; Metazoa; Mollusca; Cephalopoda; Octopoda; Octopodidae. Gene Ontology annotation, cellular component: Set1C/COMPASS complex.